Gamsiella multidivaricata is the source of this 783-nucleotide messenger RNA. RefSeq lists its product as uncharacterized. The transcript is spliced from 3 exons. The record is from RefSeq and is a predicted model, not a curated record. Lineage: Eukaryota; Fungi; Mortierellomycota; Mortierellomycetes; Mortierellales; Mortierellaceae. The coding region runs from base 1 to 783 and encodes 260 amino acids.
AUGGGUAUCCAAUUCGAGCAUUGGCCUUCUAAGGUCGCCAAUAUCCUGGUCUACGUGACCCUCCUCUCCGGAAACCUCUACUCGACCUUUGGUGGCGACAAGGACACGGACUCGCCCUACGACUCCAAGCAUGAGUCCUACAUCACCCCCGCCUCCUUCACCUUCUACAUCUGGACUCUGAUCCACACCCUCCUCGGAGGCAUGGUUAUCUUCCAGUGGUUCACCGACAAGGUCCACCAGGCUGCGGGCUGGCACUUUGUUACCGCCUCCAUCUUUAACGCCAUCUGGCUCGCUCUCUGGUCCUCGGGCCACACCUUUUGGGCUCUGGUCGCUUUGUUCUUCGCCACCGGCGCUGUGUCGUUCAUCUAUUACCGUCUUAAGGAGCAAGAUUCGGCCGAGACGCUGCUGGAUGUGAUCUUCCUGCACCUCCCCUUCUCACUCUACCACGCCUGGAUCUUUGUCCUCUUGAUCAUCAAUUUCUUCGCAGUCUUCUCUACCACCCACGAUGACGGUCCCUCGACCUUCCAGGUUGUCCUUGCAAUUGCUGGAUUAGCAUUCAUUGCUUCGACCGUCAUUGGGUAUAUUGAAUACAAGCAGGGCGAUGUCGCUGGCGCCCUCGUUUUGGCCUGGUACUUGUUCGGUGUCUUCGCCCAGCAGAGCCAUGAUGCCAUCCACUGGACUGCCCUCGGAUUAGGCAUUGCAGUCACCGCCUAUACUCUCAAGCCCUUUGUCCUCCGUCUCGUUGGUCGCCAGUCGGGCGAGAGCGCUCCUCUCUUGGGCUAA